This is a messenger RNA of Perognathus longimembris pacificus (Pacific pocket mouse), 1242 nucleotides long. It is a transcript of the gene Armcx5, whose product is annotated as armadillo repeat containing X-linked 5. The coding region runs from base 1 to 1242 and encodes 413 amino acids. The record is from RefSeq and is a predicted model, not a curated record. Lineage: Eukaryota; Metazoa; Chordata; Mammalia; Rodentia; Heteromyidae. The transcript has 2 exons.
AUGAUUGGUUCUACAGCUAGUGUAAGGGCUGCAGAAGAGACUGAAAUUGACCUGAAACUUGAAAUCAGUAGCCCUGACUAUACUAGAAUGAAAGGUAUGACUCAGGACAAUGCAGCACUUGAGGCAGAACCAACAAUAGAAUUAGUGACCCAUACCAAGAUUUGUGAUGGAACAAUGGCUAUGACACAAACAGUGACCUACACUCAGCCUGUGGCUGUGACAAUUGAAGUGAGCCAAGUGGAAGAUGUGACUAAUAUUAGAGUUGUGACUGAGAGUACGUCUGAUGUAAUGCCCCAAACCAAGUCAAUGGUCAUACCUGUGUCUAAGGUCAAUGUCAAUGCUGAAACCAAAUCUGAAAUCAAGGUUGAUGCUGGCAGAGAGCCAAAAGCUAAUGAUAAAGCUGAUACUGAUUGCAUACCUAAUAUAAAGGAAGAAGCCAGCAUCCAGUCUGAGACCAAGGACACAACUAGUAUUGUCAUCAGAUCCACCAAUGAGGAUGAAGAAAAUGUCUGCUCCUGGUUUUGGACUGGGGAAGAGCCUAGUGUAGGGUCCUGGUUUUGGCCUAAAGAAGAUGCCCCUCUUCAAGUUUAUAAGCCCCCACUUGAAAUUCAGGAAGAGCCCAAGCCUACACCCGAACAUGACAUUUCCCUAAAACAAAAAGCAGCAGCAUGGGCAAGGGCCAGGUACCUUGUCCUAGCCCCAAUUAAUGCCCGGAAAAAGUCUUCACCUCCAAAAGGGAACUGGACCCUGGUUGCAACUUUGAUUGAAACCCCUCUGGGUAUUCGGCCUCUGACCAAGAUCCCACCUUAUGAUGGACCUUACUAUCAGACCUUAGCUGAGAUAAAAGAACAGGUUAAGCAAAAGGAAAAGUAUGGGCCUAGUCCAAAGAACUGCCGCUGUAAUGCACGUGGCUUUAGUUUAGAGCCUGAAGAGUUUGAUAAACUUGUUGCCUUACUUAAGCUAACUACUGAUCCUUUUAUUCAUGAAAUAGCUACAAUGAUAAUGGGUGUCAGUCGUGCUUAUCCAUUUACCCAAGAUAUAAUUCACGAUGUUGGUAUCACUGUUAUGAUUGAAAACUUGGUCAAUAAUCCCCAAGUUGAAGACCACUCUAAAGCUCUAGCUAUAAUAAGUGAGGCUCCUGAGCUUGUGGAAGAAACAAAUAUAGAUGGGCCCUAUAUAAGAGAAAUUUGUAAAGAAAUAAACGAAAAGGGCAAAGCUGUUUACCAAGGAAGAAUUCACUAA